UGUUCUCAAGACCUGCCUUAGUUAAUGUCUAUACUGGCAGCAAUCUUGCUAUUCGUACCUCAUUUUUCUCAUUCCUGGCAACUUGCCAUUGGGAUUGAAGCCGAGAUCGAUGGGCGUUAUAACUAUACAUCAAUCCUCUACCGCGCAUGCUGCAAUCACUAAUCCCGACCCCCUUGCCUCAACAGCAACAUCUCUCACUUACAGUGGUUUUCACGGCGUGCCGGUCACCAUGCGGCUUCGAAAGACUGCCGUUCGUUUCCAGCCCAUCGUUGUUUUCAAAACAGGCCUCCUGCUCCUCGCCCACACCAUCACAGCGACCGCCUUUGGACUCGAGAAACACCUGGAUGUCCGAUCAGCGUCGAUAUCCUCCCUCCACGACGCCCUAUUCUCGGGCCAGACGACAUGUCGCACCAUAAUAUCGGCACACAUCUCCCGAAUACAGGCCUUCAACCCGAUCAUCAACGCCAUCACGGCCCUGGAUCCGGCCUGCCUGAGCGCAGCCGACGCCCUCGACGCCCAGCUGGCGGCGGGCAACGUCACGGGCCGGCCGCUGUUCUGCAUCCCCGUCCUGCUCAAGGACAGCUUCGACGCCGCGGGCAUGAGCACGGCGGCGGGCUGCCUCGCUCUGGCGCGCAACCGGCCGCGUGUUGACUCGCCCACCGUCGCGGCCCUGCGAAGCGCCGGCGCCGUCGUCCUCGGUAGGGCCAGUAUGCACGAGCUCGCGCUCGAGGGAAUAUCGGCGUCGUCGCUCGCUGGCCAGGUCCGUAACCCAUAUGACCUGCGUCGGACACCGGGGGGAAGCUCUGGUGGGUCCGGGGCGGCGGUCGCGGCUGGGUUCGCUGUGCUCGCUACGGGGACAGAUACCGUCAACAGUUUGAGAAGUCCUGCGAGCGCGAAUGGGCUGUGCAGCUUUCGGCCCACGACUGGACUGGUGUCCAAGGAGGGCAUCGUGCCCGUCUCAGCUACGCAGGACGCCAUCGGGGCGAUGGGGAGGAGUGUAGAGGAUAUCGCUGUUGCGUUGCAGGUGAUGGCUGGGGCGAGGGGGGAGGAUGUGCCGGACGAGGUUGUGGGGACUCAUUACGUGAAGGAGAUGAUGGAAGGGGACGGACUGAAGGGAUUGAGGCUGGGUGUUGUGGAUGGCUUCUUCAACCAUACCGCCGACCCCGAGACAGACCCUGUAAACAACGCCAUGGAGACUAUGAUGUCGCUUCUCAAGAAUGCCGGCGUGACUAUAGUCAACAUCACAGACCCGGUUUUCGACGCAGUCUCCAUUCUCACCAGCCUCGACGUGCAACGCUUCGAGUACAAGGAACAGUUGGGCCUGUACCUCGGCCGAACCGAUCUGGACGGAGAAGAUGUGCCUCGGUCCUUUGAUCAGCUAUACCACGGCAACAGAGAAAGCCAAGACUUUGUGGUCCUGCCCUACCAAUACGACUUUAUCAACAAAUCCUCGACAGCCUCCACCUCGGACGAUGAAUACAAAACCCGCCAGGCAGGCAUCCGCAGGCUCACUGAGCAUCUGGCCGCGACGCUUGCGACGCACUCGCUCGAAGCGCUCAUCUACCCGCAGCAGAAGAACCUCGUAGUCGAGAUCGGGUCGCCCUCCCAGGCCGGCAGGAACGGGAUCCUGGCCGCGCUGACGGGAUCUCCAGUCGUCGUGGUGCCUGCGGGAUACUCGCCGGAGGAGGGUGGUCGUGGUGGAGUGCCGAUCGGGAUGGAGAUACUCGGGAUGUCGUGGACCGAGGGCCGGCUUUUGGGGAUCGCUCGUAGCAUAUCGCAGCUGCCUGGAGCGCCGGCUUGGAGGAUGCCCGGGACGGUGAAUUCGAGCGUCGAGGUUCGGGCGUAUGAAGAGGUGCCUGUUAUUGUGCCUGAUAGGGGCAGUGUCCCGCCAGAGUAUCCGCUUGGCAACUUGUGGCACGGGCCCGUGUGAGUUGAUAGCAACUGCUUGUGCGCUAGGGAGUUUCUGAGGUAUUUUGAGUAGAACCAGGCUUUAGUUAUAACGAAUUAGAUAUAUACAUAUCUAUACCUCAAGCUCAUAGCAGAUAUAUCCUCGGUCAAAUAGAGCAAGACAUGUACCAGCACCCAGGACACCUAGUUCUAGAUGUCCUUCACGGUGUACUUUGCAAG
Molecule: messenger RNA, 2127 nt
Organism: Pyricularia oryzae 70-15
Lineage: Eukaryota; Fungi; Ascomycota; Sordariomycetes; Magnaporthales; Pyriculariaceae
Product: glutamyl-tRNA(Gln) amidotransferase subunit A
Exons: 1
Coding region: 110-1930 (606 amino acids)
Source: RefSeq, a predicted model, not a curated record